Arachis stenosperma is the source of this 303-nucleotide messenger RNA. RefSeq names its product guanine nucleotide-binding protein subunit gamma 2-like. Bases 1 to 303 code for a protein of 100 amino acids. The transcript is spliced from 4 exons. The record is from RefSeq and is a predicted model, not a curated record. Gene Ontology annotation, biological process: G protein-coupled receptor signaling pathway. Lineage: Eukaryota; Viridiplantae; Streptophyta; Magnoliopsida; Fabales; Fabaceae.
AUGGCGUCAGAAACGGCGUCGUUGGUUGAAAUUGAAACGACGACUGUGUCUGAGAAAAUAGGGAAGCAUAGGAUUCUUGCAGAACUCAAGCGCCUCGAUCAAGACAUCAAAUUCCUUCAGGAAGAAUUGGAAGAGCUUGAGAAAGCAGAUAAUGUGUCAAUCAUAUGCAUAGAUUUGCUGCAAAACGUGGAAAGUAGGCCUGAUCCACUUCUUCCCGAAAUCCAUGGAGCAGUAAACGUGUUAUGGGAUCGAUGGUUUGAAGGUCCUCAGGAGCCACACGAAUGUACAUGUUUGAUUCUAUGA